Messenger RNA from Malus domestica (apple), 2650 nucleotides. RefSeq names its product U-box domain-containing protein 32. Gene Ontology annotation, molecular function: ATP binding; protein kinase activity; ubiquitin-protein transferase activity. Gene Ontology annotation, biological process: protein ubiquitination; protein phosphorylation. The record is from RefSeq and is a predicted model, not a curated record. NCBI's taxonomy places the organism in Eukaryota, Viridiplantae, Streptophyta, Magnoliopsida, Rosales, Rosaceae.
CAGGCAAGACUAAUCCUCCCACCGUACAAAUUACCGCGUCUUUACGGGCUACAGUCACUCGGUCAUGACUGAGUUUUGACUCACCGAGUUCAAAAUCCCCCAAACCCGGGAUUCGGAAUUCCACGAGACUCGGUGGCGGUACUGUUCCGAUGGGGAGCGUUGGAGAGGUCGGAGAAGGGCGGGUGUUGUCGGAUGUGGAGGAGACUAUAUUUGUUGCUGUGGGGAAGGACGUGAAGCAGAGCGAAACGACGCUGGCUUGGGCGGUGAAGAACUUCGCCGGGAAGAGGAUUUGCCUGCUACAUGUUCACAAACCUUCUCUUCUACUGUCGAUGUCAGAAGGGAUCGGUUCUGCUAGUAAAUUGAAACAAGGAGCAGUUAAGGUGUUACAGGUAGCUGAGAGGACGAAAUUACGAAAGCUUCUAGAUCAAUACCGAAUGAUUCUCACCGGAGCGGGGGUGGAGGCAAAUGAAUUAUGGAUGGAGAUGGGAAAUGUCGAAGAGGGGAUUGUCGAAAUAGUUGCUCGGCACCAUAUUAGAUGGCUUGUCAUGGGGGCAGCUGCAGAUGAACAUUAUUCUGAGAGAUUGGCUGAGAUAAAGUCCAGGAAAGCAUUUUUCGUAUGCCAAAAGGCAGCUAGUUCCUGUCAUAUUUGGUUUGUUUGUAAGGGGUACCUCAUAUAUACAAGGGGAGACAGAGAAGAUGAAUCUGAAAUAGAAAUUGCCCCUCCUCUGCUGCUGACGAAUUGGGCUUUUGGAACAGAGCAACCAGAACACUUCAGAUCAGAAUCAACUGAUUCGCUGAGAAAUCUGAGCUCUGCAGAUGCUGAGGAAGAUACCAGCGAGUUGGAAGAAAUAUCAGGGAGGUCGACCCCGUUGAUGAUAGAUGCGGAGGGAGAAGAAAAUGGUGAAAGUUAUCAUAGCGUAGAACAAGCCAUUGUGGAUGCUAAGAACUUAAAACUGAAGGAAUUUGAAGAGACAACUAGGCGGUGGAAAGAGGAAGAUGAUGCGGUGGAGGCUAAAUGCAAGGCCAAAGCAUUUGAAAGUUUAUGCACUAAGGAGAUGAGCCAAAGAAAAGAGAUGGAAGAAAUGCUUGCUAGAUUAAAGCAAGAAAUAGACAGGGUGAAGGAUGAGAGUGAGGAAUCUAUAAGACAACUCCCAAUGGUUGAGGACAAGAAGUUAGUGCUGGAGAAACAACUAGAAGCGUCACAAAGUGAGGUCAAGGAGUUAGAGGAGAAAAUCAUCUCAGCUGCGGGGCUCUUGAUAAGUUUCAGGGAAAAACGGGAUAAAAUGAAGAUAGAGCAUAGAAAUGCAAUGAGAAAAGUCAGACAGCUAGAGACAAUGAUAAAUGGGGAAGCUGCAAGCUUUGAUCAGGCAGAAUUCCCUAUCUUCUCUUUUAUGGAGAUCAACGAGGCAACUCACAACUUUGAUCCGUCCUGGAAGAUUAAAGAAGGAAGGCGCGGAAGUGUUUAUAAAGGGAUUCUUCGCCACAUGCAUGUUGCUAUUAAGAUGUUGCCUUCUUAUGGUUCUAAAACUCAAUUGGACUUCGAACAUGAGGUAGAGGUCUUGAGCAGAGUGCGGCAUCCAAACUUAGUAACACUAAUUGGAACCUGUCCAGAAUCCAGGUCAGUUGUAUAUGAGUACCUAAAGAAUGGCUGCCUUGAAGACCUCCUUGCCUGCAAAGACAACACUCCGCCUCUUCCAUGGCAAAUUCGAACGUCCAUUGCUACAGAGAUAUGCUCUGCCCUCAUAUUCCUUCACUCAAAUAUCCCCUGUCUUGUCCAUGGGAACGUGAAACCCAGUAACAUUCUCUUUGAAGCGAACUUUGUGAGCAAACUUAUAAAUUUGGGCAUCAACUCUUUGAUCCCACAGAACGAAAACCCGACCAACUUCACCAAAAUACGUAGUGACCCAAAUGGAGCUCAUGUGUAUAUGGAUCCAGAGUAUCUUGAAACUGGAAAACUCACACCAGAAUCAGAUGUUUACUCAUUCGGGAUUAUACUGUUGCAACUUUUAACUGCAAGUCCGCUUUCAGGAAUAGUGAAGGAUGUGAAAUAUGCAUUAGAAAAUGACAACUUCAAAGCAUUGCUGGACGUUUCAGCCGGAGAUUGGCCACUAGAGCAAGCAAAAGAGAUGGCUUACAUAGCACUGAGGUGCUGCGAGAACAAGCGCUUGGAUCGGCUAGACCUAUUGGUUGCCCACGAGGCAAUGAGAGCUUCAUACGCUGCCUCAGCAACGUGCUUGGUUUCCAAGAAGCUUAUUCGGACACCAUCCCAUUUCGUCUGCCCCAUUCUGCAGGAAGUCAUGCAAGAUCCACACAUUGCAGCAGAUGGUUUCACAUACGAAGAAGAAGCAAUACGGGGAUGGCUGAAAAGCGGCCACAACACGUCGCCGAUGACAAAUCUUGAGCUCGAACACUGCAAUCUGGUCCCCAAUUAUGCCCUCCAGUAUGCAAUUCAACAGUGGCAACUACAGUUGUAAAAAUUACUCGCAUCUUUACUUCUUUUACUGUUUGUAUACACAGUGAUUAUACCUGCCUGUAGCAUCAUUAUCUUUAGAAAAUGAUUUUAGGCCAAAAUUAAUUACUGAUUAUACUUCAGAACCAUGGAAAUCGGAAGCUCGUAGUCUAAUGAUACUUUUUUAUUAUUUUCUCAACA